AGCAAAAUCUCUACGACUUUCUCCAAAAGAACAAAUUCGCGCCUUUGCCACUGCGCUACAUCAGACCAAUCCUCCAGCAAGUCCUCGUGACCUUGGUCAAGCUCAAGAACCUGGGAAUAAUUCACGCAGACUUAAAACCCGAGAACAUCAUGCUAGUGGAUCCAAUUCGAGAGCCGUUCCGCGUCAAGGUAAUCGAUUUUGGAUCAGCAUCUUACUCCGCAAGAAUAUAUCGAAAUACUUACUUGCAAUCAAGGUACUACCGCGCUCCAGAGAUACUUCUGGGUCUUCCUUACAGCGAAUCGAUAGACAUGUGGUCGUUAGGUUGCGUCGUCGCUGAGCUAUUUCUCGGCUGGCCACUCUACCCCGGCCGCUCUGAGUACGACCAAAUCCGGUACAUUAGCCAGACCCAAGGCCUGCCAACAGAGGAGAUGCUGAACAACGCCAGCAAAUCCAGCAAGUUCUUUUACAAAGACAAGAACAGCACGCACCCACUUUGGCGAUUGAAGACUCCUGAGGCUUACGAAGCAGAAACGGGUGUCAAGAAGUCCAAGGAAGCGAGGAAGUUCAUCCUAAAUUGUUUGGACGACAUCACCCAGGUCUACACCACAGUAGGCUUGGAAGCGAGCCAGUUGCUAGCAGAGACUGCUGAUAGGCGAGAAUUCCUUGUUCUUCUGAAGAAGAUGCUCGCUAUGGAUCAGCAACAUCGUGUGAAGCCUGAAGAAGCUUUGGUUCAUGCUUUUCUGACCUUAGGACACUUGGUCGAUUACGGCCACUGCAAUAAUGUCAAGGCUUCUUUGCAAGUUAUGGAGAGGUGCAUGAAACAAGGUACUAUGGCGAAUCCACAUCAGUUACUUCCUGCACCCAAAACAUCUCCGACUUCUGUGAUUGUCAAUUUCAUCCCGACUGUUACCCUUACCUUCAACAACCUAUUGGCAGAGCAGCCUGAGCGGCCGGUUAGAGAUCAGAAGUUCAAUUUGUACCAGCUGUUCAACAAUGGCCAAGCUACGCUGUUUUCGCAACCAAUUCAGACAAUUCAGUCGCUAGAACAACCAGCUCAGCAAUACCCAGUUCCUGGAUCAGCAGAAACAAGACCAGUGCUGGUUCCUUAUCCAGUUCAAUCUUGGACUGGAGCUCGGAAAGUUACAGGUUCAUGGCAACAGCCACAGCCUGGAAUGGUUCAACCAGAUGAUAGCUCCAAUUGGCGACAAGUUUGGAACAACGACGUUAGGAGCUUCUCUGUGGUUCAUUCGCCAAAAGCCAAGAGAGCCAGAGAAAGCACUUCUAGUACUUCUAGCUCUGGAAGACACCUACCAACCACUUCAGGACGAUGGCGGACAAUUCAAAGUAGAAGCAGCACCUUUGCUCAACGAUUUAGUGUGGUUCGUGAUGUUCCGUCGCGUGAAAUAACGGUGAUUACAAUCAGUGACAGUGAUGAUGAGCCGGAGAACCUUUCGCAGCCGCCUCGCGUUGUGCAACCUCAACCAAUUCGGCUGAACAGUGUUCAGAGCUCACCUAGAGCUCAGUAUCAGUCGCAAAGCCAGUUGCCAGAUCAGGUAGCUAAUAGUAAGCAUGAACGGCUGCAGUACCCGGCUGAUUAUUCCCAGAAGAAGGUGGAGGUUCCGAGAGUACAGGCUCAGCAAUUCAAUCCUGGACCUAGUGGUUACUUGGCUUCUUCGAGUCAUCCGCCUCUUGCUCUUUCGAGGGAUUAUCAACAGUGGAAUGGACCUAAUUAUAUGUACAGGCAAGAUCAGGUACUGGAUUUAGCAAUAGAUCCAAAUCUUCGGUAUGGUCAUCAUGGACAGACAGGACAUCAGCAAAAUUUUGCUGUUGGUAAUGUUGGAAGUAGUCAAAAUUUUGCUGUUGCUAGAAGUCAUCAAAGCUUUGCUGUUGAGUCAAAUGGAAAUGCUCAUUUGGGACAACCUCAAGAUAAUAUUUAUAUUAUAUCAACCCGACAAGAUUCAUCAGGAAUUCAACAACACAUGCCUAAUUAUUAA
Messenger RNA from Cotesia congregata, 1994 nucleotides. The record is from the annotation of a GenBank genome assembly. Lineage: Eukaryota; Metazoa; Arthropoda; Insecta; Hymenoptera; Braconidae.